Messenger RNA from Phymastichus coffea, 1102 nucleotides. RefSeq names its product zinc finger protein 85-like. Gene Ontology annotation, biological process: regulation of transcription by RNA polymerase II. Gene Ontology annotation, cellular component: nucleus. The record is from RefSeq and is a predicted model, not a curated record. Bases 1 to 942 code for a protein of 313 amino acids. The transcript has a single exon. Lineage: Eukaryota; Metazoa; Arthropoda; Insecta; Hymenoptera; Eulophidae. Gene Ontology annotation, molecular function: DNA-binding transcription factor activity, RNA polymerase II-specific; RNA polymerase II transcription regulatory region sequence-specific DNA binding.
AUGGUUUUCUUUGUUUCAGAAAUUGAAAUCGAGGAAGAAUUCAAGUACAUUCCACCAGAGGCACUGCAAUCUUACGUAAGCAUCAGUCCUCUUUCAUCGCCAUUAAAACGUGCCAGCGGUCACAAAUGUACCAGGUGCAGACAAACUUUUAAAUGGAAGGAUAACUUGUAUCGACAUUUGCAAGAAGAAUGUAGUGGGCGACCGAAACUUUCCGGCUAUACCAACGAAACUAAAUCAAGUCUCAGUCAACAAAAAAGCGAUUCUAGUUGCAAAGAGUACAAAUGCGAAACCUGUUGCAAAACUUACAAAUCGGAAGAUGCUCUAGUUCGACAUAGAAAGUAUGUGUGUGUCGAGAAAUCGAAAUUUUUUUGUGAUCAAUGCAGUUAUUCGAGUCACCGAAAAAAUAACGUUGAUAGACACACUCGAUACAAGCAUGCUCUUUCGAAUGAUGCACCACUCGAAAAGCCUUAUGUGUGUGUGACUUGCGGGAAAAGGUACAAAUGGAAAGGGAACCUAACUCAACAUUUGAGACUAGAAUGUGGCAAAAAACCAGGUUUCUUCUGUGCCUUUUGCGAUUUUUGUUGCAAACAGAAAGGAAGUCUUGCCAGGCAUAUUGGAUUCAAACAUGGAUUUGUCAAAUCCAAUAAUAACAAAAGCAACAGUUCGGUGUCGAUUGGUGUGACAUGCGAGAAGUGUGGUAAAACCUAUGGUUAUUUAAGAAAUUUGUGGUAUCAUCAAAAGUAUGAUUGUGGCAAAAAGGCAAGCAUAUUUUGCACAUUCUGCAGCUACUCCUGUAAACACAGGGAAAUCUUGAAAAAGCACAUUCAAAAUCAACAUCAAAGAGAUGAUUCUGUGCUUAGAUACUCGUGCAUAAAGUACAAUAGAUCGUACAAAUACCAGAGCAGCUUACGUUCCCACGUAAAAUACUUGUGUCAAAAAUAAAAUUAAAAGAACAUCUCUUCAAUACACUAUUCGUGAUUAGUUUAUCAUGAAUAUUAAAUUUGUAGAUGUUUCCACGGUAUAAUUUAUUUUACUUUGGACUAAUUUUUUUAAAAUAUUAAACUAUCUACAAUGUAUGAUUAAGUACAUACGGUAGCGAACU